Apodemus sylvaticus (European woodmouse) is the source of this 2885-nucleotide messenger RNA. RefSeq names its product transcription factor Dp-2 (gene Tfdp2). The record is from RefSeq and is a predicted model, not a curated record. Bases 384 to 1730 code for a protein of 448 amino acids. Gene Ontology annotation, biological process: regulation of cell cycle; regulation of transcription by RNA polymerase II. Gene Ontology annotation, cellular component: transcription regulator complex; nucleus. Gene Ontology annotation, molecular function: RNA polymerase II transcription regulatory region sequence-specific DNA binding; DNA-binding transcription factor activity, RNA polymerase II-specific. The transcript is spliced from 14 exons. NCBI's taxonomy places the organism in Eukaryota, Metazoa, Chordata, Mammalia, Rodentia, Muridae.
GACGGCGUCGGGCGCGCUGGGCUGUGCGGCCGUCGCUGCCUGGCACGCGGGGCGCGCCUUGACCCUUCCUGCACUGCAGGCUUCCGACGCGCGCGAAGACCGCGGCUGCGCGGGCCUGAGCUCGCUCCGACCGGCCCUGGCUCUGCCUGAGGAGCGGCGGCUCGCGAAGAAGCGUCUCUCCGGGAGUGGGCCGAGGGCUGUGUGGACCGCCGGCCCCUCUGCACCGAGCUGCGGUUUCUGUUGAAAUAAGCAUUCUAGCAAACUGCUGAAGAAAGAGCCUUGAUAGACUAGGAUAUUUUAAAGAACUGUUGAAGACGAAGUUUUUUUUAUUUUUGUGUGUUUUUUAAUGGCUUUACAGAAUAUUAAAUAGAAUACAGUUUGACAUGACGGCAAAAAAUGUUGGUUUGACAUCCACAAAUACAGAACUGAGGGGCUUUAUAGAUCAGAAUUUCAGUCCAACAAAAGGUAACAUUUCACUUGUUGCCUUUCCAGUUUCAAGCACCAACUCACCAACAAAGAUUUUACCGAAAACCUUAGGGCCAAUAAAUGUGAAUGUUGGACCCCAAAUGAUUAUAAGCACACCACAGAGAAUCACCAAUUCAGGAAGUGUUCUGAUUGGGAGUCCAUACACCCCUGCACCAGCAAUGGUCACUCAGACUCACAUAACUGAGGCUGCUGGCUGGGUUCCCAGUGAUAGAAAACGAGCUAGAGAAUUUAUAGACUCUGAUUUUUCAGAAAGUAAACGAAGCAAAAAGGGAGAUAAAAAUGGGAAAGGUUUGAGACAUUUUUCAAUGAAGGUGUGUGAGAAAGUCCAGCGGAAAGGCACAACAUCAUACAAUGAAGUAGCUGACGAGCUGGUGUCCGAGUUUACCAAUUCAAAUAACCAUCUGGCGGCUGACUCGCAGGCUUAUGAUCAGAAGAACAUUAGACGAAGAGUUUAUGAUGCUUUAAAUGUGCUAAUGGCGAUGAACAUAAUUUCAAAGGAAAAAAAAGAAAUCAAGUGGAUUGGCCUGCCUACCAAUUCUGCUCAGGAAUGCCAAAACCUGGAAAUAGAGAAGCAGAGGCGGAUAGAACGGAUAAAGCAGAAACGGGCCCAGCUUCAGGAACUUCUCCUUCAGCAAAUUGCUUUUAAAAACCUGGUACAGAGAAAUCGACAAAAUGAACAACAAAACCAGGGCCCUCCAGCUGUGAACUCCACCAUUCAGCUUCCAUUUAUAAUCAUUAAUACAAGCAGGAAAACAGUCAUAGACUGCAGCAUCUCCAGUGACAAGUUUGAAUACCUUUUUAAUUUUGAUAACACCUUUGAGAUCCAUGAUGACAUAGAGGUACUGAAACGGAUGGGAAUGUCCUUUGGUCUGGAGUCAGGCAAAUGCUCUCUGGAAGAUCUGAAAAUCGCAAAAUCCCUGGUUCCAAAAGCUUUAGAAGGCUAUAUCACAGAUAUCUCUACAGGACCUUCUUGGUUAAAUCAGGGACUACUUUUGAACUCUACCCAAUCAGUUUCAAAUUUAGACCCAACCACCGGUGCCACUAUACCCCAAUCAAGUGUAAACCAAGGGUUGUGCUUGGAUGCUGAAGUGGCCUUAGCAACUGGGCAGCUGCUCCCUGCCCCAAACAGUCACCAGUCCAGCAGUGCAGCCUCUCACUUCUCGGAGUCCCGCGGAGAGACCCCCUGUUCAUUCAACGAUGAAGAUGAAGAAGAUGAAGAGGAGGAUCCCUCCUCCCCAGAAUAAAGACAGGAGAGAACUCAUGUUUUGAUAUUUGAUGCUCAUGUGUGUCUUUAGUGUGAGCUCUUGUGUUUUGAAAUGAUUGCUUCAGUCUUUGCCUUUGUUUGCAUUUGUGUUUAGUGAAAACUAGAGAAACACAAUAAGCAAAUCACAUGAAGGCUGAGAUGAUUGAAAGGAAAGUUCCCCUAGGGUGGAUGACAGCUGAGCGGCAGAGCAGCAGGACAUGGCCAACAAAGCAAGCUUUCUGAGGAGGCAGACACUGCUCUGAAGAGCAGCAGUGGAUGACGUGCAUUUGUCUACAGGGAGGGAGGGUUUAAAGACCCCCAGUGUGAGCAUUCAGACUUCAGGUGGCUUCAAGGAGAAGUUUGCAGUGGUGACAGCUUCUCCUUCGCCCACCCGCCCUGCUGGCUUUGGUAGGCAAAAGUGAACUUGGAAGUCACAGUGGGAGUCAGUGAGGUGUAGACUGAGAUCCUUGCUUGAGGAGCCAGUGAACUGCUGAGCUAGUCACCUCUGGCUGAGCACCUCAUGCAUCUGCUGCCUUAGCUUCUAGAAGGGAGCAAGCACUAACUUUUAAGUACCUAGGUGACAUGUAGAAAAAUUUACAGUAAACUGAAAUGACCAUUUGUCAAUGCAUUGGUGCAUAGGAGUUACUAGGGCUACUUCUGGAAGCCAAAAUAGAAUAGCAUCUCCAUGUGCAUUAAAAACUUCGCCAGCACUGCCUUUUGCCAGCAUUCUAAAUUUGGAGUUUUACUGGGAAGGAAACUGUUUUUAUAGUUUUAAUCAGAGCUAUGCAUUUCAUACAGCUUUUAAAUUUACAAUGAAACAAAGAAACAAAUUCCUUUGACCAAAUUGCUUGUCUAUAGUUGUCUGCAGUACUGUAUGAUUUUACCCAUGUGCAAUUUGUAAAAAUGAACCAGAUGUCAUUACUUUUGUCUUUAUUUCAAGAAUAUGGCCAUUAUUGUUCUCUUAUACAUGUUAUCUUUUCCAUAUUUUAAUUAUCAAAAUGACCUUAUUAGAUUUAUUCCUGGGUAAAUUGCAUUUCAAACUCACUCAAUAUUCAGUGUUUUUGUUAAAACCUUGAACACUCCAGUUGACUGCAUCUGUGCUAACGUGGUAUAUCAUAUGUGAUCUUAAAGCCAAAGAUGCUAUGGAAACACUGCA